ACGGCGCUCGGAAGGCAACGUUGUCUUACUUCAAGGCAGAGAGUUGAUGUCGGUGCAGUGUGGCUUCACGACGAUCAGUGAUGACGUCAGCAAAAAGAAACUGCAUGGCCGGAAUCGAAAGGCUAGCGGCACUGGAGAAAAAAAUGCCUGCCAGAAAGCUCGUCGGUCUUUCGGUAAUGACGGCGGCCUUCCUUUUCAUUGCUAACGUGGGCAUCAGGAAAACUGCCACGGCUACUGGCCCCCGUCCUGUCGGUGCCCGGGGCGGAGGCCUCGCGGAACAUUUGAAGCUCCAGAAUAUAUCCAUGACUGAAGUGAUCCCGAAAAGUACUGUAGUGCUGGAGUCUAAUGAAAAGAGGAACUUUAAAUCACGUAAAGAUUGGCCAGCCGUUUUACAACCCUCGAAUGCAGAGGACCUGAAGAACACUGAUUUUUCCAAAUAUAAUUCGGAGGACCGCACCCUCCUGGAGGCCCGGCUGCCCGUGCUCGUGGACCGCGCCAGACAGGUGGGAGAAGUCUGCCGCCGCAGCCGACUGCCUCUGCGGACCCAACAACCGCCGCGGUUCCUGUGGGAUAAAACGCAUUCGCCGAGCAUUGUUUGGUGCCCCAUAUAUAAGGUGGCUUCGACCACGUGGCUGAUCAACUUCCUGCGUCUUGCGCACUUCAACGAGAACAACACCGCCAUCCCCUCGAACGCCACGAAAGAGGAGCAAGACAAGCUGAGGCUGACGCACAGGUACGGCGCCAGCCACCACGCCGCCUUCACCGCCUUCCCGAGCCCCGGGUCGCCGCGCGCGAAGGCCAGGGCGCUGCGGGAGGGCGUCCGGGUCAUCAUAGUCAGGCAUCCUUUCACCAGGAUCCUCUCGGCUUACAGGGACAAGAUGACCAAGUUGAAGCCGCUGCCCCUGAAGUAUAAAUUUCGCGACCUGCAGAAGGCCAUCAUCGCCAAGUAUAGAAGCCCCCAAUCCUCGGACAAUUCGACUUUCCCGACGUUUCCGGAAUUCGUUCAAUACGUGAUUGACUCCACGGAGGACUUGGUUACUGCCAAGGAAUGGCUAAAGGUGAAAUGCUGGAGGCCGUACUGGGUGCACUGCGGCGUCUGCUCUACUGACUAUAACAUCAUAAUGAAGCUGGAGACCAUGAGGGAGGACGAGCAGUUUCUCAUCACGCUGUCCAGCCUCGAUGAACUUAAGGGCCAGGCGACCUGGAAGCACCUCCGGGGCAACUCCUCCGUGCAGCUGGCUGACGGCUUCUUCGCCCAGCUGACCCGGCGACAGAUGGCGCAGCUGCACCGUCGCUACCAGCAGGACUUCGAGCUUUUCCAGUAUGACAUCAAGGACUAUUUAGCAAAGGCUAAGGCAGAUGAUAGUCAAUUAGUCUGA
Molecule: messenger RNA, 1379 nt
Organism: Penaeus indicus
Lineage: Eukaryota; Metazoa; Arthropoda; Malacostraca; Decapoda; Penaeidae
Product: carbohydrate sulfotransferase 11-like
Exons: 8
Coding region: 81-1379 (432 amino acids)
Biological process (GO): carbohydrate biosynthetic process
Cellular component (GO): membrane
Molecular function (GO): sulfotransferase activity
Source: RefSeq, a predicted model, not a curated record